This is a messenger RNA of Lolium rigidum, 3113 nucleotides long. RefSeq lists its product as uncharacterized. NCBI's taxonomy places the organism in Eukaryota, Viridiplantae, Streptophyta, Magnoliopsida, Poales, Poaceae. The coding region runs from base 196 to 657 and encodes 153 amino acids. The transcript has 3 exons. The record is from RefSeq and is a predicted model, not a curated record.
GGGCGUAUCCGGCGGCGAGCGGUUCGAGUUGAAUCUAGACGCGGCGGCGAGCGGUUGCGCGUCCUUCGUCCAGGGGGUGAGCGGCGGCGAGCAUCGGGUUGACUCUGCGCCGACUGUCUCCUCAGCAGUGUCGUCGUUGGCUGGCCGAAUCAGCAUCAAUCUCGACACGGCGAGCGGCGUGUGGCUGCAGGGGCGAUGCUGGCGGCAUCAGCAUACUGGUCAGGCAGCAGUACGGGUCGUGGAUGCGGUGGCAUCGGCGUCGUGGUCCGACAGCACAGGGGUUCGCGGCUGCGAGCGGCAUCGGCAUCGGCAUCAUGUCGAGGGGCGGGCGGCGCUGCCGGUGGCAUCUGCAUCGGGGACGAGCGGCGAGCGGCCUCAACCUUGGUCUUGGUCGUUUCACGGCAGCUGGGCACGGCGGAAGGUAUCAUGUGUUAUUGGCAGAUUCACUUUGGUUCUGUGUUGCCACAGAGGUGGACUAGAGGCAUGUUCAAACGAUUCAGAAGAUGCACUGGAGCGAUCUACUUGCUGGUGCGAGUGCAUCAAGGUGGCCUUGUCCGUGGCUUCAUCGCCGCCACCCCCGACCUUGCUCUCCGGCUGCAACCAUGGUCCCUGACCUCAUAUUCUCAGUUUAUACCUUUUCGUUUGCAUGAAAAUUGAUGGUAGUGUCAAUGAAAAAUGCGUGGAAGUUGGUUGAACCUGUUAGUUUCUUUGCUUCAAACUUUGAUCAUGCUCCCAGCCUUAGUAAAUUUGGCCUUACGGACCAAUAUAGAUUCAGACAUUCAGUAUGCCAAAUGAAUUUUAAAUCUGGGCAAAUUACAACAGAUGAUAUUCCAAUUUCUGGCCAUUGACCAUAGAUGGCAUUUUUUUUUUUGUUUCAAUGUUUUUGUUUUAUGGGCAUGAGGCCAUGAAUUAUGUUGCUGUAUAUGGGGCCAUUCAGUCAUGCAUCAAACCAUGACACUAGUUCUUAUUUUUGCAUGGGUGGUUCUUAUGUCCCUUUGCCCCCAAGAACUACAUGGACAUAAGUUAUUUUAUGUCGGCACUGAGAAUUCUUGCAUUGACAUAACUUAUACUACAAGCUCUGCAGAACUUUGUUUUAACCCAGCUUAUCAUGAUAAAACAAAGCGAUUAGCCUGCACUAUCAUGACAUAAAGUUAAUUCCUCCUUUGUGAUUUGUCAUGAUGAAACAUCUAAUCUUGUUAUUUGCAGGCUGCUGACAAAUUAACCAUAUUCAUGCUCGGAAAGGACCUGUAAGCUCAUCAUUUCAUCUCUGCCGGCGGAAGAUUGUUGGCUCGGAUACAAGCAACAGGAGCUGACAUAGUCAAGAAUAUUUUCAAAUACUUGUGCACUGCCAAGUGAGUUUACUGUCUAAAACCUCUGCAAUCUUUGUAUGUUAGCUAUGCACUAGUAUGAGCUCUUGAUGAUUUUUUGUAUUCAUACUUCGUAAUACUAGUCCCCAAGGCUGUUUACAUGUAAUUGAAUCACAGAUUUAAUAGCUAUGUGUUAUAAAUUAGGAUUGUUUUACCACUGUACCACUGCCAUAGACAUGCUUUUAUUUUGUACGGUUUAAUAUUGAUUCAUCUGCGUGAUUAUGUCCAUGCUAUUUCGCAAAUUCUUAUCCACUCUGCUAUUGAUCAUUUUGAUUUUGUUAUGUUUGGCAGUAGGCCUCCCAUAGAAAAAACAUGUUAGAGGUACGUGCAGCAAUUUCGAACUUGUUAACCUUGGUCACAUCAAGAUCAUUGACAUCCCCAAGCAACCCUGUUUAGUGGGGUUAAUGGACCAGUAUGCACAGACCAUAUCUUGACAAUUUGAUCAUGGCCACCACUGAUUAGCUUGCUACGUUAUUCUGGAAUAUUAUAUAUCCACACCCACCAUCAUUAGCACUGAUGGUGAUUCUGCAUUUAGAUGGGAAUGGCGUUUCCAUGAUGUCGACGCACCCAACUUUAGAUCGACAAAUGAUGCCAUUGGUGUUUCCAUGAUGUCGAGGUACCCAGCUUCAGAUCGACUAAUGAUGCCAUCAGCUUGUUGUGCAUGGUGUUGUAUUCUGGCAGGCGGCAGCGCCAAGCCCAACUGCCUUCGCUUUAAAAUCACCUUCUCAUACAUCAAUGGCCUGAACAAUUUUUCCACAGUAUUUAAGAAGCAGUUUUUCGUAUAUACUAACACUACAGGCACAACUGUCAUAAAAUAUUCCAAAAAAAAUCGCUGACAGCUAUAGGUCCAAGUAACUUGGUUCUUCUACUUUCCACUCUUUUGUUACAAAAGUGAAAAGGUUUGCAUAUUUCAUACAAUUCAGAAAACGGCUGACUUUCCUGGACCACUUGUCCAGUUCGGAUUGAAAUGAUAAAGGGGAAAUUAUUUUGAGAACUGCUACUAUAAAACAGUAAUUUUCAAGGAUCACAGAGGUUAUCGUGUAAACAUAAAAGAGCUGUCUGAAGUUUCUCAUUGCAGAUCCAUUAGAAUAUGUAAGGAAAUAUGCAUUGCUAAUUUUUUGUACCGUAUCCCUGAGAUUGCAAGGUGCUAGAAGGCAGAGUGUAAUGCUUGAGCAAAUUUUGAUUUGUAUUACAAGUACUAGCUAUAAGCUGGUCAAUAGUUCCAAACUUUGCUUCACAAAUUAUCUGCAGCUUGUGGCUGGCUUUGGCGACGGGUUGCAGAUGAUGGCUUCGGUGGGGCGGUGUGCCCUUCCCAUUCUAAAUUGAAGUUGGUCUCACAAGGUCGAAGUAGGCCAUUGUGUAAUUUCUUCAUGUGUCACCAUAUACGGAUCUUUACCUUUUUUUCCUGUACUUUGGAUGUUUCUUGCAGAUUUUUUCUGCUAUUUCAGGCAUCAAACAAGAACUGCUCAACACUGAGAAAUGCAUGACUUCAGCUCUCAACUAAGCAAGCCUGAUAAUUGUGGCUAAUGGAAAGGAACUACUUACUAUGUCGUCAGUUGUUAAUAGUAUGAACGUCAGUUGUUUUCAGUCCACAAGUGAUCAUUCCAUUUGGAGAAUGUAAUUUGCUACUUAGAAUGAUUCUGGGAUGUGUUUUUUCCGGCAAAUGAGGCAUAUAACUCUUACGGACAAGUUUGUGCAUCACUAUAUCUUAUUUACAAUGAUCUCGGAGACCAUGUAUUGGAGUUA